AUGGAUGGAUUUGGCGACGAACCACCUGCAGACCUUAUUAUUGAGGCAAUCGACGGCGAGCUGUAUGGUCCAAAGCAGCCGAAGGUCAUUCUGUUUGACAUUGGCGGCGUUUGUGUUGUUUCGCCUUUUCAAGCAAUCUUGGACCAUGAAUUGAGCCUCAACAUUCCUCCGGGAUGGAUCAAUUACUCAAUCUCCAAAUCAGCCCCCAAUGGGUUCUGGCACCGUCUCGAACGGGGUGACAUUGCCAUGGAUGCGGACUUUUUCCAAGGGUUUAAUCGCGAUUUGCACAUACAGUCAUUGUGGGAAGACUUCUACAAGCGGGAAAAGGCAAAGAACCCUAAACUUGAGGAUGUCAUUCCCCCGCUGCCUAAGCUCGAUGGCGAAUGGCUCUUUAACGAAAUGAUGUCUUCGUCAACGAAACAUGAUCCCUGGAUGUUUCCCGCCCUGCAAGCACUCAAGGCGAAAAACAAGUACAUAAUCGCUGCUCUCAGCAACACCGUCAUCUUUCCGCCAGGCCACAAGCUCCACCAGGCCGACUACUUCUCCGGUCCUCUGAAAGGGCUCUUUGAUGUUUUCGUCUCGUCUGCGCACGUUGGGUAUCGCAAGCCGGAGCCCAAGAUGUACCAACUCGCUACGCGGAAGCUCGACGAAUUCGCCAAAGCUAAAGCUAAUUCGCCACGAAAUCGCAACUUAGGAUGGGAAUCUGGCGUUCAGGCGACGGAGAUCCUCUUUCUGGAUGACAUCGGCGAGAAUCUGAAGGCUGCCAAGAAAGAAGGUUUUCAAACCCUCAAGGUGAAUCUUGGUAGGGCCUUUGAAGCCGUAGAUGAAUUGGAAAAGAUAACAGGUUUGGAUCUAGAGGGAGACCAUCCCAAGAUUCCAGUCAAACCCAGAUUUGCGCGCGCAAAGACGUCAAAGAUUUAG
Molecule: messenger RNA, 921 nt
Organism: Akanthomyces muscarius
Lineage: Eukaryota; Fungi; Ascomycota; Sordariomycetes; Hypocreales; Cordycipitaceae
Exons: 2
Coding region: 1-921 (306 amino acids)
Source: RefSeq, a predicted model, not a curated record